AUUUUAGCGUGCGAAAACACGUAACAGAAGCCUGAUUCCAGUCGCACUUCCGCUUUUAGGUGCCGGAUGUACCGCGCUGGAGCGCUUUCUGAGAGAUAGCAAACAGACAGCGGGUGGUUGUAAUGUUUUACAUUUCAUCGGUAUAUAUUUUAAGAUCUUUGUAGGGAUUAUUAUCGGUCCGCGCGUGUGUAAUUAGCGCCGCAGGCCCACAGCGGGCGACUCCUCGCGCAGGGGUGGUUCGAUGGCGUGGUGGUCAUCCCGCUCGCUCUGAUUGGUCACUUGCCCCGGUAUGGCCGCGCGACGCGCUUGCUGGGUGGUCCGAGCCGUGGGGUCCUCCGUGGGCUCGUCCGCCUGGAGUCCGCAUUUGGCGUGCAGUAGGGUCGCAGCUAAUCCUGCCAGACGUCUCUUCGGUGUGUUUGGGGAAGCAGGAACUCAGGGCAGGAUGCCAGCAGUGAACAUGGAGAAGCUGGAUCCCAAGCAGGUGCAGCUGCUGUCUGAGAUGUGCAUCCUGACCGAUGGGGACGAUCGCAGGAUCGGCGCUGACACGAAGAAGAACUGCCACCUCAACUCCAAUAUUGAUAAAGGCUUAUUGCAUCGGGCCUUUAGCGUGUUCCUGUUCAACAGUGAAGAAAAACUUCUCCUGCAGCAACGGUCCGAUGCCAAGAUCACUUUUCCAGGUUGUUUUACCAACACCUGCUGCAGUCACCCCCUUCAUACAUCAAUGGAGCUAGAAGAGCAGGACGCCAUUGGGGUGAGGCGUGCUGCACAGAGGCGUCUCCAGCUGGAGCUGGGCAUCCCUACGGAACAGGCAACCCCUGAGGAGAUGAUCUAUCUGACCCGCAUACACUACAAGGCGCAGUCAGAUGGGAUCUGGGGCGAGCACGAGAUCGACUACAUCCUGGUCAUGCAGAAGGACGUCGAGCUGAGUCCAGACCCCAACGAGAUCAAAAGCCACUGUUACGUCACAAAGGAGGAGCUCAAAGACAUGCUGAGGAGGGCCGAGAAGGGCGAGCUGAAGAUCACGCCCUGGUUCGGCCUCAUCGCCGAAACGUUCCUCUUCCAGUGGUGGGACAAUCUUCACAGUCUCAAGAAGUUCAUGGAUCACGAGAGGAUCCAUCGAAUGUGAGCUGACAGUGACAGACAGCUGGACGCACAGUGUGCUUCAUAGCUCAAUCCUCUUCGUUUUCAGCCUAUUAGCUUUUGAAAAUGACAAGAAUAAAUACAUUAACAAAUGUCUAUUUUUCUAGAUGUUCUUUUUAUCACAUUGUAUAGAGGUAUUGAAGUCCAUGUGUAGUGGAAAAAUUCCCAUCACAAUGUGCUUUUAAUUUAAAUGGAUAAAAAUUAAGUUUUGUGCAACAAUAUAAAUAAAUCC
Messenger RNA from Scleropages formosus (Asian bonytongue), 1372 nucleotides. RefSeq names its product isopentenyl-diphosphate delta isomerase 1 (gene idi1). Gene Ontology annotation, cellular component: cytoplasm. The record is from RefSeq and is a predicted model, not a curated record. Gene Ontology annotation, molecular function: isopentenyl-diphosphate delta-isomerase activity. The transcript is spliced from 5 exons. Gene Ontology annotation, biological process: isoprenoid biosynthetic process; isopentenyl diphosphate biosynthetic process. Lineage: Eukaryota; Metazoa; Chordata; Actinopteri; Osteoglossiformes; Osteoglossidae. Bases 290 to 1126 code for a protein of 278 amino acids.